CUUUGGGUGUUCCUCGUUCUGGGAAGAGAUUUAAAGCUGUCUGCCAGACCCGUGGGCUGUUAAAACAAGACAGUGCCACAAUGCUGAGCUCAGGGCUGCGUGCUCCCCUCCUCCCCCUCCCCUUCCUCCUGUUGCUCACAGCCAUGGAACUGAGCUGGUCCUUUACAAGCGAGGAGAAGAAACUGAUCCUAGACCUGCACAAUCAAUACCGUUCUAAGGUUGAUCCUCCAGCCGCAGACAUGCUGAAAAUGAGCUGGGAUCCAGAACUGGAAGCCUUUGCCAAAGACUAUGCAACAAAAUGCAUCUGGGAACACAAUAAGGAACGAGGCCAGCGAGGCGAGAAUCUUUUUGCCAUGUCUGGAGACCUGGAUGUGACACUUGUUGUGGAAAAUUGGUACAAUGAGUACCAGUAUUAUAAUAUCAGCACAUUAGCUUGUGAAGAGGAUCAGAUGUGUGGUCACUAUACACAGGUGGUCUGGGCAAGGAGCGAGCGUGUUGGCUGUGGGACAGUAUUCUGUAAAACACUGGAAAAUCUGAAUGACACCGACAUGCAUUUGGUAGUCUGCAACUAUAAGCCCCCGGGAAAUGUAAAAGGACAUAAACCGUAUAAGGAAGGAGAGCCAUGUUCCAUGUGCCCAGAAGGCUACUCCUGUAAGGACUCUCUUUGUGCAUCCAGUGCUGAUGAAGAAGAAACUACAGCAUCCCCUGAGCCCACAGGACUGGAACCAACUGCCAUCUUGACUGUGAGCCCAGCUGCUGAAGAAGAUACCACAAUGAGUUCAGCAUUAGGCCCAUCAGAAAGUCCCCAGAUUGGCACAGAAGCAGAGUCUGAAUCCCACACAGAUCGAGGGCCAACAGUAGACCAGGAACUUCAUUCAUCUCGGGAGCUCCAGACGAACUCCCCAGAGGAGCUGACUCCCAGUCCUGUUACCCCAGAAAUGGGAACCAAACAAACCACAAGCUCAGAUGUUCCCUCAGCUGAUGACUUAACCACACCCCAAGCCACCAUGGACAGUUUGGUGCAGGUUCUUACUACCACUGUGCCGGUGCGCCCUGUCCCCAAGUCACCAUCAACCCCUCGUCCACACUCUGCCCCCAAACCACCAACCGUCCCUAAACCGCCUCCCACAAUUAAGUCUCCCUUCCUUAAGCCUCCUUCUUUCCUUAAGCCUCCCGCUUACCCUAAGGCUCCCACUGUCCCAAAGAAGCCCCCUAUCUCUAAAACGCCUGCCCGCCAUCGUCUGGCAGCUUAUUCAAAAGCAAUAAAGAGGCAGAACAAUGCUGUUCAAUCUUCUGCAGGCAAGGCUGAGUCCAUGUCUGUCUGCCUGCCCUGUCUGGGAUGUAAACAGAUCAGCCAUCCCACAGAAAUAAAGGCUGCGCUCAAGGAGCUGACCUUCAGGUACCCCUAUGCUCCUUGUUUCUCCUCCAUUCCCCACUGGCAGAGCCAUGCCAAGUGCAGCUGGUGUGGGCGCACGUGGGGCAAUGCCCUUAGGAAGGCCAGGCCUUAUUGGCUCAACAGUUUAUAGCAAUAUAAACACUUCAUCACAAUAUUUAUAUAGAGAGCCCUCCAUCUUCUCUUUUAUGCUUGCAUGUCACGUGUGUGUCCACAUGCAGGGUUGUAUAUUUUCCUGUCUGCACUUUCAUGAGAGUGCCAAUCUGUGGAGAACAACGCCAUAGUAUGCCCAAAGGUCAGACGUCUUGUAGACCAAGGUUCAAAACUCAUCCCAACAACAGGGCUUGCUAUGAUUCAGCAAAGUUCAGAUGGAAAGUGUGGUUUAUUUCUAUAGCCCUCCCCCAUUGUUUUUCGGAGUACAGGAAUGUGGGGUCUGUUUGGUUUCCUCUUCUGUUUCUCCUCCCCAUAAACUUUGCUAGGGUCAAAUUGUAGUAAAAGCAGAACCCAGACAUGUAAGACUGUCAUGGAGACCAAUACCACCAGUAAGAAGUGGAAAUUAUACACUUCACCCACACCUUCUUUACCUGAUGAGGACUGUUCUUAUUCAUGGGGCUAUGCUUGCAUGCCAUUCCUAUACCUACCAUUCUACCUGUGAGUUAAGAGUAAAGAAUUUCAUGUCCUUACUGUCUUUGUGCCACUCUCAACCCCUUUUUUGUUCAAAGUGCUGGAUUAUGUAAGAACCUGGGUCUAGAAAGCAAAUCAAAUUAUACAUGAUCUGUAAACACAAACAGCUCUGCUGAGUUUCUUUUGAUUAUGCCGGAAGAUGAAUCUGUGUUGUCUUGAUACCAACUGAGAAGUUUGUGGCCCAGAAUAAAAAUGGCUUCAUCUGGAAUAAGAAUGGCUUUAUCAAUGGAGGUGAUAAUUGUUCACUUCAAUUGGGAAAGCAAAGCAAAAACGGAGGUGGCCUGACUUGAAAGGGCGGGUACAGAGAAAAUGAAUGGCUAAUUAGAGCUGAUGUGAGUCCCUAUAGAAACACAGUUGCAAGAGCUUCACCUGUCAAUAAAUAAAUAAUGGGUAUGUGGAUGGAUAGCAAAUAUUUGUGCAGGAGAGCCAGAGGUGUAUGCGAGUUCAGUUCUACCCAUUAUAAUGAGGGUUUCAUCCCAUCAGAUCUCUUAAUUUACCAUGAUUAUUUUCACAGCAGGUUAAUAAUGAUGAGCUAGCUAUUCUUCUGUCCAUGCCAUCUACUUAUCUAAAGUGUUAACCCUUUUCUACACCAUUGCCUUCCUCCUUCCCAUACUUGUUGUUUAGUUGUUAAGUUGUGUCCGACUCUUCAUGACCCCAUGGACCAGAGCAUGCCA
Molecule: messenger RNA, 2751 nt
Organism: Pogona vitticeps (central bearded dragon)
Lineage: Eukaryota; Metazoa; Chordata; Lepidosauria; Squamata; Agamidae
Gene: PI16
Product: peptidase inhibitor 16
Cellular component (GO): extracellular region
Source: RefSeq, a predicted model, not a curated record